CGCCUUUCCCUCUUCCUUCGCUUGCCACUCAAGCCUCUCCAUUGAAUUCUGUGCAACGGAUUGGGAAUAAAGGAAUGAAUGUUUGAAGCUUGUUAUGAUGACAUUCUUUCAUAGACAUGAGGAGGUUAUCUGCCUUCUUUCCAAACUGCAAUCUUCGAAUCUCAUUUUACAAUGUGAAUUCGUCUUCUGCCACCAGCCAGCUAUCUGUCUUUUUCUAUUCGAGUUAUUCUUUGGUUGAAAGGAUUACUCCCUCUCGACCCUUCCCUGAUUACUCUCCCAAAAAACCAUCCUUAAGAGAUUCCGAAUUUGUCCAACAAGUGUCCAAUACAGUUAAACAACGUCCUUAUGAGACCCUUCACUGGGCUUUGAAGUCAUUUGAACCUAAUUUCAGGUCUGACCAUUUCAUUUGGGUUCUCAUGAACAUAAGGAAUGAUUACAAACUUGUAAUGGAUUUGUAUUACUGGUGGUCCUCACUAAGCAAACCAUCUCUCGAGGCCCGUUGCGUUGUUCUUCACAUUGCAACAUCAUCUAAAGACACCAAGACAUCACGAAGACUCAUGCGUGAUUUUUGGAUUAAACCAAGUUUAGACAUCGAUAUUUCAUUCGUCAAUUUCUUUGAAAUGCUAGUUUACACUUAUAAGGAUUGGGGCUCUAGUCCUUGUGUUUUUGAUAUUUUCUUCCAAGUCCUUAUUGAAGUAGGUUUGUUAGUAUAUGCGCGGGAGCUUUUUGACAAGUUAUUGAAUUAUGGCAUAGUUUUAUCCGUUUCUUCAUGUAACCUCUAUCUUUCCCGUCUAGCAAACAGUAUUGACGGGAAAAAAUUUGUAUUGAAGGUGUUUAGUGAAUUUUCUACUUUGGGUAUUUCAUGGGAUACUGAAUCUUAUAAUAUCAUGGUUCAUUCGCUUUGCCAAAUAGGAAGAGUGAAAGAAGCUCAUAGCCUUCUCCUGCAAAUGGAACAGAGGGGAUGCAUCCCUGAUGUUGUAAGUUACAGCACUGUAAUUAAUGGGUACUGUAAUUCUGGGGAUUUGGAGAUGGUCUUGAAGAUCAUAGAAGAAAUGCACGCAAAGGGUCUUAAACCAAACACACAUACUUAUAACAGCAUAAUUCUUCUUUUGUGCAAGACUGGUAAAGUAUCACAUGCAGAGGAGCUCCUGAGGGAAAUGAUGGCAAAGGGAAUUUCUCCGGACACUGUUCUUUAUACAACUCUCAUCGACGGGUUCUGCAAAUUUGGGGAUGUGACUUCUGCAUUCAGAUUGUUCAAUGAGAUGCAGUCUUGGAAUUUUCUUCCGGAUUUGGUAGCGUACACUGCACUUAUAUGUGGUUUAUGUCAAACUGGAAAGGUUAAAGAAGCAUAUAAGCUCCUUCAUGAUAUGAUCAACCAUGGUUUGCGACCGGAUGUGUUUACUUACACUACACUUAUUGAUGGUCACUGUAAAGCUGGUGAGGUUCAGGCUGCAUUCUCUCUCCAUAACCAAAUGGUCCAGAUGGGAUUGGUCCCAAACGUUGUCACUUAUACUGCACUGGCUGAUGGGCUAUGUAAAAAAGGUGAGCUUGAUAUGGCAACUGAUCUUCUUCAGGAGAUGUGUGGGAAGGGACUUGAGCUGAACAGUUAUACUUACAAUUCACUCAUCAAUGGUUUUUGCAAAGCUGGAAAUAUUUCCCAAGCACUAAACGUGAUGAAAGAUAUGGAGGCUUGUGGCGUGCUACCUGACAGUUUUUCCUACACUACAUUAAUGGAUGCUUAUUGUAAAUCUGGAGAAAUGGCCAAGGCGCACGAUCUUCUUCGCGAUAUGCUGUCCAGAGGGAUUGAGCCCACAAUAGUGACAUUCAAUGUUUUGAUCAAUGGGUUUUGUGCCUCUGGGAGGCUCGAAGAGGGCGAGGAACUCAUGGGAUGGAUGAUGGAGAAAGGCAUAAUGCCAAACACAACCACUUACAAUUCUCUAAUGAAGCAACACUGCAUCAGGAACAAUGUCCGUGUCGCAUCAGAGAUUUGCAAGGGAAUGGCAAAAAAAGGAGUUAUGUUGGACUGUAAUUCGUAUAACAUCUUGAUAAGAGGACAUUGCAAGGCUAGGAAUAUGAAGGAAGCUUGGUUUUUACAUAAAGAAAUGGUUGAGAAGGGAUAUAAACCAACAGUCGACACGUACCACGCACUCAUUCAGGGUUUCUUGAAACGAAAGAAGUUUUCUGAAGCCAAAGUUUUCUUCGAAGAGAUGAGGAGAGAGGGAUUGAGUGUAGAUAAGAAACUAUACUGCUUGUUCACAGACAUGCAGUUUGAGGAAGGAGAGAUUGAUAAGGCUCUUGAGCUCUGUGAUGAAGCAAUAGAGAAGUGUCUCGUGAACGAAACUAAACGCCCUCCCGGAUCUUAGUUUUCGUGGGAUUUUACUGGGUUUGUUUGUUGUUGUCGACUUGGGUUUUGUUCUUUUCAGUUGUAAAAGAUGUUGGAAGAAACUGGAAAGAGUUGGAAGAAACUAUACGUUUGACGUGGUUGGAGAAGAGUUGGAAAGUGCUGCUAGAAUAUUUUUGGGUGGCAUGCAGACUUCACAUUUGUUUCUAGAGUAAAUGAUGCCUAUAAGUAGUAAAAUACAAAUUUACCCUUGAAGUCCUGUGGUUGUUCCGGACGUGGGGCCCGCGGGUGAUGAUAGGGAUGGGCUGUGAAAUUCCCAUCUAAAAGAAGCACAUUAUAGGAAGAAGGGGUAAGGCGGCGUACAUAUUGACUUUUGGAGUUCUGAGCCCCAAUGUAUUUUUACGUGCUCCGCUCGAGGUGAUGUUUUUAGCAUUAUUAACUCUAUUACAAUAUAGCAUGUGUCAUAGU
Messenger RNA from Cuscuta campestris, 2809 nucleotides. NCBI's taxonomy places the organism in Eukaryota, Viridiplantae, Streptophyta, Magnoliopsida, Solanales, Convolvulaceae. The record is from the annotation of a GenBank genome assembly.